Messenger RNA from Wickerhamiella sorbophila, 390 nucleotides. RefSeq names its product 37S ribosomal protein S16, mitochondrial. Gene Ontology annotation, cellular component: ribosome; mitochondrial small ribosomal subunit. Lineage: Eukaryota; Fungi; Ascomycota; Dipodascomycetes; Dipodascales; Trichomonascaceae. The record is from RefSeq and is a predicted model, not a curated record. The coding region runs from base 1 to 390 and encodes 129 amino acids. The transcript has a single exon. Gene Ontology annotation, molecular function: structural constituent of ribosome. Gene Ontology annotation, biological process: mitochondrial translation.
AUGAAAGGGUCGGUUCGCAUUCGCUUGGCCCGUUUCGGCCGCAAGCACGAGCCUGUGUACAAUAUUGUUGUUUCGCAAGCAAAGAAGGCGCCACAAAAACUGCCUAUCGAGGUUCUGGGCACCUACAACCCCGUCGCGUUGCCGCUGUCCCCUCAAGCUGCCGCGGCUGGCGAGAUCCCCAUCAAAGACGUUCGCUUGGACUUUAUGCGCUCGAAAUACUGGAUCGGUGUUGGAGCACAGCCGACUCCCACCGUGGCACGGUUAUUUAAAAAGGCAGGCAUUCUUCCGCCCGGCUGGCCUGGUCCCCGUAAGGAGGUGCCCGUUCCCGAGCGUAAGGUCGUGCGGCCUCUUACUGAGGCUGGCGAGCCAGAGCAGCCUCCGGUGCGUUAA